CUCCUAUAAGAAGAAGAAGAAGAAUCCCAAACUACAAGUAAAAGAUUUUAUGUUAGAACCAUGUCCAAUUUGAUUCCCAACCCAGACGGCACAUACACCCGUCUCAUAACACUUCCAAUCGUACCAGCCCAGCCCGACCCAUCCUCUCCAACCACUCGGGUCCUCUCCAAAGACAUCUCGGUAAAUCCGAAAACCGAAACCAUGGUACGACUAUUCCUCCCCCGUGAGGUCCUCGAUUUACCCGCCCCUAGAAUCCCUCUCAUUUUUUACUACCACGGUGGCGCCUUUAUUUUCCUCAGUGCCACGUCAUCCAUCUUCCACGAAUUCUGUUCUACCAUGGCUCUCCAACUCCAAGUCCUCAUCGUCUCCCUAGAGUACCGCCUCGCACCCGAACAUCGUCUCCCCGCGGCUUAUGACGACGCCGUGGAUGCGCUGCACUGGAUUAAAACCACCAAAGAAGAGUGGAUCGCAAAAUUUGCUGAUCUUUCCAAUUGUUUCUUAAUGGGUACGAGUUCCGGUGGGAACCUGGCUUACCAUGCUGGGCUUCGCGCUUGUGAAGUGAGUGAUCAUCUUGACCCUCUGAAAAUCAAAGGGCUGAUAUUGCACCAUCCAUUCUUUGGUGGGUCUGAGAGGACCGGGUCGGAACUGGUCAUGGAGGAUGACCCGAUUUUGCCACCUCGCGUCUGUGAUGCAGCGUGGAAAUGGGUGUUGCCUGUGGGCGCAGACCGUGACCAUGAGUAUUGCAAUCCGGCGGUAAGUAAAGAAUUCGAGCGUUGCGUUGCGAUUCGGGUAAUGGGUUGUCGGGUCUUGGUUGCGGGUUGUUUCGGGGACCCAUUGAUUGACCGUCAGAUGGAGUUGGGGAAGAUGUUAGAGGGGAAAGGUGUACGGACAAUGACCCAUUUUGGCAAUGGUUUUCAUGGUUUGGAGGUAUCUGACCCGUCCAAAGCCCCAGCCUUGUUCAUCGUCUUGAAAAACUUCAUAUAUGAAUUAUAAUUAUUAAUUGCUUAUCA
Prunus dulcis (almond) is the source of this 1010-nucleotide messenger RNA. Its product is annotated as carboxylesterase 1-like. The record is from RefSeq and is a predicted model, not a curated record. The transcript has a single exon. Gene Ontology annotation, molecular function: hydrolase activity. Lineage: Eukaryota; Viridiplantae; Streptophyta; Magnoliopsida; Rosales; Rosaceae. Bases 61 to 993 code for a protein of 310 amino acids.